AAUGAAAAGGAAAUCGCCUACGCAUUUAACUGCCGUACAACAGCACCAUUAUCACCAUCGCGACUUGUCAGUGGGCAGCAAUGAUUCUUCCUCAGCUACGCUAACCUCGAUUGUAACCAUUGCGAAGUUUCCACCACAAUCGUCGUCGACAUCAUUGCAUACAUCUCGGUCUCUGUCACUAUCUUCGACACCGCAACAGCAAUCGAUACAAUCGUUAUCGGCAGUAACGGCGAUACGCGGUAGCAAUGGGUCGGCUGUAGUUACAACUACAGCUUCCGCUCCUAAUACGGGUCGUGUAAAACGUACUUCAAAGUUUUCGCCGCUAGCAGCAGAUGCUUUCAAUUGCGAUCCUUUGCUAAACGCGGCCCAAGAAAGACGUUCUACCGAGAUUAUUUUAUAGCAACUUUGCCAUCUUCAAAGUUUCCUUUGUAAAACAAAAAUAGCUUCCUUUAUGUGGUAUUGGUGUUUCUUAACAUAUUAAGUUUGUUUUAGUAAAUUAUACUAUAAUUAUAAUUCAGUUCUAUUCCAUUUUGAAUAUUUUCAAAUCCUAAACAUUAUAGGUGAAUAGUUACUGAUUUCAAAUCAAGUCAAAGGCUGUGCAUUAAUUUUUUAAACAAAAUUAAGAUUAAUAACUUUUAGUGACGAGUACACUACAAAACAUAUUUCUAAUUCUGCCAUAUUUUCUAAUUCUAAAUUUUCGCUCUACGCUGCUGAUGUAAAUUGAUUUGCGCUAGUUAUGCUUAUAUGUAGUUUGAAAAAUUUGAAAAAUUUUAUUACAAAAGCGAAUAUUGUUGUCAGAUUUGAUAUUAAUUCGAAAAUUGUAAAUUUUGUUGUUUUUUCGGGGGUUAUUUUUAUUUUUAUAUAAAUAAAAAUGAAAGUUUUAAUUGUAUCCGCGUGUUGGAUUACUAAAUUAAUACAUAUGUAUAUUGUACAUUUCUUUUAGCAUUAAUUGAAAAAGAAAUACUGU
Molecule: messenger RNA, 967 nt
Organism: Lucilia cuprina (Australian sheep blowfly)
Lineage: Eukaryota; Metazoa; Arthropoda; Insecta; Diptera; Calliphoridae
Exons: 1
Coding region: 2-400 (132 amino acids)
Source: RefSeq, a predicted model, not a curated record